Messenger RNA from Ipomoea nil (Japanese morning glory), 1429 nucleotides. Its product is annotated as homeobox-leucine zipper protein HAT5-like. Gene Ontology annotation, cellular component: nucleus. Gene Ontology annotation, biological process: positive regulation of DNA-templated transcription. Lineage: Eukaryota; Viridiplantae; Streptophyta; Magnoliopsida; Solanales; Convolvulaceae. The record is from RefSeq and is a predicted model, not a curated record. Gene Ontology annotation, molecular function: sequence-specific DNA binding; DNA-binding transcription factor activity, RNA polymerase II-specific. The transcript is spliced from 3 exons. Bases 262 to 1245 code for a protein of 327 amino acids.
UCUAUUUAUAGCUGAAUCCCUCUCUGCUUUUCUCUUCUGCCGAGUUAUGGGUUUGAGCCCACUGUACUCCCAUGCUUAUCACGUUAUCAUCGUCCUCACCACCACUUUCUUUCGCCACAAGCUCUGAAUCGAAUCUCCAUUUUUGCUCUCUGCUUAUUACAGCCUUAUAUAGCUUCUUCCUCUGCUGAACCCAUUUUUCUCGUUCUCCUUCUGAGCUCUGCAACUUUUGAAAAGCUUCAGAGCUAAAUUGAGAAGCUAUAUAUGGAGGGCACUGGGAAGAUGAGUUCUUGUGUUGAUAACAGAGUUCUUCUUCAAAACGAUAGAUUUCCUUCCCCUUCUGAGGUUCUUGAUUCCUUCUGGCUUCCCACCUCUAACCCUUCUUUUCAAGCUUCUGCAUCAUCCAUGGUGAAUUUCAACGGCGGCGGUGGAGAGAUGGAACGCGGCGGCGGCAAUGAGGACUAUGGCGGCGGUGGGUUCUAUCAGGCGGAGAAGAAGCGGCGGCUCAGCCCUGAGCAAGUCCACUUUCUGGAGCAAAGUUUUGAGGUGGAAAACAAGCUUGAACCGGAGAGGAAAGCCCAACUGGCUAAGGACUUGGGGCUGCAGCCCAGACAGGUUGCGGUUUGGUUCCAGAACCGGCGUGCCAGAUUCAAGACAAAACAUAUUGAGAAAGAAUAUGAUUCCUUGAAGUCUUGCUAUGAUCAACUCAAAGCUGAUUGUGAUUCCCUAUCCAAGGAAAAUGAGCAAUUGAGAAAUGAGGUUCAACUGCUGACAGAAAAGUUGAUGAGGAAAGAAAAGGGUUCUGGCGGCUUUCCUCAACCGGCAAAACCAGAAUCAUCAUUGGAUCCAACCACCAACAGAAACCUGGGAAAACCUCAAGAACAGCUAAUCCUCCACACCACAAACUCCUCCCAGGAUAAUAAUGUGUGCAAGCAAGAGGAUGCAAUAAGUUCAGCUAAGAGUGAUGUGUUUGAUUCGGACAGCCCCCGUUACACGGAUGGGAUCCAUUCCUCCUCCUUGUUCCUGCAGCAGGAGCCUGCAGAUUCCUCGAAUGUUCUCGACUCCGAUUUCUCCCAGGACGACGAUGAUAGCCUCAACCGCGGCCUCAUUCACUCGCCCUGCGUUUUCCCAAAGCUCGAAGAAGAAGAGGAUAAAGAUCAUUGCCUGCAAAUGCUGCCACCAUAUUCUUGCGGUUUGGGGUUUUCUGUUGAGGAUCAGACUGCACCUUCUUGGUUCUGGUCUUAUUGAUCUUAGCAUAUUGUUAGCUGUUAAAAGUUUAGUACUAUGAUAAUACUACCUAGUAGUGCUUUCUGGUCCAAUAAAUAUGUUGUAAAGUAAAGAAUAAUAAUGUUGAAUUUGAGACUAGGUAAUGAAGUGAGCUUUUUGGUGGUUCCAACUUCAUGUGGAUCACCAUCCAUCUAGAUACUUGAAA